GGAAUUGGGAACCGACACCUGAAGGCAGGCCGGGCGGGACCCACCGCCAGAGCUGCCCUGCGGGCGGAGAGCACCCACCUCCGCCCGCCGGCCCGCUUCGAAGCGCAGAGCCGCCUGCCCGUGCGGGGACCGGAGGGGAACCGCGACAAGCACCGAGAGCUAUCAGCGACAACCGCUGACUGACCGGAGGCCGCGCCUGCGCCCUGACCGCCCCGGGCCCCCACCCCGCGCCUCAGGCCGCGCCUGCGCCGUGCUCCGGAGCUGUCAAUCGCCUCCCCCCCCGCCCCGCUCCGCCACCGCCUCACCGCGCGGCGCCGCUCGGGCCAUUUUGCGGCGCGAUGAGGCGGGAGCGGUGCUGAGCAGCGGCCGUGAGCAGCGCCCGGCCCGCUCCGCUCUGCUCUGCACCGCGCCUCACCUUGCUGGGGCCCGGCCCUCCCGCCCGCGGGGCGCGCAGGGGAAGGAAGCCUCAGCCAGGGCACAGACUAGACCCCGAGAGCCCCCCGCCCGCCCCUCAGCGCCGGCCCUCGGCGGCGCGGCGGAGCCAUGAGCUGGGGCACGGAGCUGUGGGACCAGUUUGACAACUUAGAAAAACACACGCAAUGGGGUAUUGAUGUGCUGGAAAAGUUCAUCAAGUUUGUGAAAGAAAGAACAGAGAUUGAGCUCAGCUAUGCAAAGCAGCUUAGGAAUCUUUCGAAGAAAUACCAACCCAAAAAGAACUCCAAAGAGGAGGAGGAAUACAGGUACACAUCAGCUAGAGCCUUCCUAGCCACUUUAAAUGAAAUGAAUGACUAUGCUGGACAGCAUGAGGUCAUCUCAGAGAACAUGACCUCUCUUAUCACUGGAGAGCUAACGCGCUAUGUGCAGGAGCUGAAGCAAGAGAGGAAAUCGCACUUCCACGAUGGCAGAAAGGCACAACAACAUAUUGAAACUUGCUGGAAACAACUUGAAGCAAGUAAAAGGCGGUUUGAGCGUGAUUGCAAAGAAGCUGAUCGAGCACAGCAGUAUUUUGAGAAAAUGGAUGCUGACAUCAAUGUUACAAAAGCAGAUGUUGAAAAGGCAAGACAGCAGGCCCAGCUGCGACAUCAAAUGGCAGAAGACAGCAAAGCAGAAUAUUCUUCCACUCUACAGAAGUUCAACAGUGAGCAGCACGACCAUUACUACACACACAUACCACACAUCUUCCAGAAAAUACAAGAGAUGGAGGAAAGAAGAAUUGUGAGGAUAGGUGAAUCCAUGAAAACUUUCGCAGAGGUCGACCGCCAAGUGAUCCCUAUCAUUGGGAAGUGUCUGGAUGAAAUAACAAAGGCUGCAGAAUCAAUUGAUCACAAGAAUGAUUCCCAGCUGGUAAUAGAAGCCUUUAAAUCAGGGUUCGAGCCCCCGGGAGACGUUGAAUUUGAGGAUUUCACGCAGCCAAUGAAGCGGACUGUCUCGGAAUCCAGCCUUUCCAACUCCAGAGGGGAUGGGAAGUCUGAGCCGAAGUUCGGUGGCAAAUCCAAGGGCAAGUUAUGGCCAUUCAUCAAGAAAAAUAAGCUUAUGUCCCUUUUAACAUCCCCCCAUCAGCCCCCUCCUCCUCCCCCUGCCUCUGCCUCACCCUCUGCUGUUCCCAACGGCCCCCAGUCUCCCAAGCAGCAAAAGGAACCCCUCUCCCAUCGCUUCAACGAGUUCAUGACCUCCAAACCCAAAAUCCACUGCUUCAGGAGCCUAAAGCGUGGGCUUUCUCUCAAGCUGGGAGCAGGGCCGGAAGACUUCAGCAAUCUCCCACCUGAGCAGAGAAGAAAGAAGCUUCAGCAAAAAGUCGAUGAACUAAACAAAGACAUUCAGAAGGAGAUGGAUCAAAGAGAUGCCUUAACGAAAAUGAAAGAUGUGUAUAUCAAGAACCCGCAGAUGGGAGAUGCAGCGAGUGUGGACCACAGACUAGCAGAACUUGGACAGAACAUUGAGAAGUUACGAUUAGAAGUUCAGAAGUUUGAGGGCUGGCUGGCGGAGGUGGAGGGCAGGCUGUCCAUGCGCACUGAGGCCCGGCGCCAGAGCGGGCUCUAUGAAGCCCAGAACACCUCAGCAGUGAACAGCUGUGCACAGGACCGCGAGAGCAGCCCAGAUGGCAGUUACACAGAAGAGCAAAGUCAGGAGACUGAGAUGAAAGUGCCCGCAACGGAUUUUGACGAUGAAUUUGAUGAUGAAGAACCACUACCCACCAUAGGAACAUGUAAAGCGCUCUAUACAUUUGAAGGUCAGAAUGAAGGAACAAUUUCUGUAGCAGAAGGAGAAAUGCUCUAUGUAAUAGAAGAAGACAAAGGUGAUGGAUGGACACGAAUCCGAAGGAACGAAGAUGAGGAGGGCUAUGUCCCUACGUCGUAUGUUGAAGUCUAUUUGGACAAAAAUGCCAAAGAUUCCUAAAGGUGUUUGUGCUGGUGCAAGAACCUCGGGGCGAGCUUGUCACAGAAGGAGAAACAAAAUGGUCUGUUUACCCUGCAGGCAGUUAAAACACACCCAUGGAAAGCCAGACUCCCACUCUUGUCUGGAGUUCCCCCUUGACAAAUUCAGACCUAAAUUCCAUCCCAGCAUCAUUCAGACGCUUGCUCUUUUCCAUGGCAUGCUACUUGUGGCUCAGACUAACUUCCCAGCCUUCCCCACUCUCCUGCCAGCUUGGCACAGCCCCUCCAUCAGACAUAACCAACGCUUCCCACCACCCAACACCGCUCAGAGCACUGCUGGUGCAAAGGGUGACCACAGAGUCCCAAAGCAUGUGCUGGUCUGUCUUCUGUCCCCACCUCGUCCCUCAGUCCAUCUGAAUGUACGCACUGGUCCAUCAGCAUUUCACACAGUGCCUUUAGUGCUAAUCCCACAGGUAGUCCCAUCGGAAGGGGGGUGCCCAAGCCCUCCCCGGGAGCAGUGGUACAGCAGCUGGACUGGGCUCUGCAUUUGCAGCUCUUACAUUUGAUCCACACGCAUUAUUCAAGAUUGUGCUUUCCCCAGAGGUCACUAAUACUUGUCAGCCUGUAUUUUUGUGUUUUUAAACCUAGGCUGAUGCUCAUGCCAAGUAUUAAAUCCCUAUGACCUUGCUGUUUCCUGAAAGCCUUCGAGCUCACGUAUGUACGCUUGUUUUCCUGCUUGUUCUCUCUGCCCCUUCCUCUUUAUUCCCCCUUUUCUCUCCCUCCUCCUCCUCUCUCACACACACACAGACACACACAAACACAGACACUGGCAUUUUGGUUUGGAGCCCCAUUUUGCUCGUCACAGAGACCUCCGUUUUGCUCUCGUUUCAGUCUGCAUGCUCGCCCUGUUGCCUUGCCUGCGCCCACCUUCCCCGGGGUCACGGUAUUUUGUGGCUCCUCAUUUAAUCUCUCUGCAGUUUUCUUUUGGUUUGGGUUUCAGCGUUUCAGACCUGCCUCCUCCUCCUCUUGCAUGACCCCUUGUGCGUUCUCAUCAGUUCGUGUUUGAGUAACAGGGUUGGUUUUUUACAAAAUAAAAGAGGAAAAAAAGAAACCCCCAUUCUAUUUCCUUCUCCCACCUUGUCGUGGACUGGACCCUCGACCCAGAAGCCAGACAGGAACGUGACCCUCCUGUUCUCACCUGAUUUUGUUUGAAGCAGAAGUAGCAUGAUAAGUGAUGCUCCACGCCGUGGAGAGAGAGCUGUAACGUCUCCAAAUCCCCCAUGAUCUGGACCUCAGCUGCCUAAGAAAGGGUCACUUGCUUCUAAACCUGACACUUUAACUGUUGGUGUCCCCUGAGUCUUUACCAUUGCUGGGAUUUUGCAGUCAUCUUGUACAUGUUUGAGCCCUGUAAGGUUCAGUUGCUGCUUAAUAGCUCCUGAGGGCCUCAUUUCUUCAUAAAUCAACGCAGCAUUUGGGGGAAUCUACUCACUUUUAGCAAACUUCAGCAUGUUUUGUAAAAUCCCCAGAAUUUGAGGAGAUUGAUGUGGAAGCCACUUAGAGGCAGUGACCCCAGAAUGAAACCUCUCAGGUUUAGUGUGCAUGAUGCUCUGUGCAGGCUCAGCACCACGGCCUCUCUGUGUUGGGGUGCUGUUCCCACUCCAGCUGGAGUCACUUUUGAGUUGGGUUAUAUGCUGUGUUCAGAGCUCUGUCCCUUUCUCUCCAUUCAAGAUUCCACCUUUUAUUCCUAACAGCACAGAAAUCCCUCAGUCCUACAGUUAGUGCUGUAGCUGGUGUGAUGGUGCUUCGUAUCUGCAAGCAUCAACCAGCAGAAGGUUUGGAAUCUAACUCAAUGUGGCUCAGGAGCCUGCACGGAGGCCAUUCAGCUGCAGUGGCAGCAGCACUGGAAGGGUCAUCAUCAGUUAAAUCACCAUCCUUAUCGCUGCUGCUGCUGCGGUCACUGUUUAGAUCCAGGAGCCUCCAGUAGCAGAAUGGGAUCCGUGUGGUUGGCACCAGUGGCUUUGUACAAAGAUGUGUGCAAAGGCUUUGCUGGGUCCAUCCACCAGGGGAUCUGAACAGUUCAGCAGUUACCAGACGUGCAAAAACAUCCCUACAAUACUUUUUUAGCUGCACUAUUUUUCUUCUCGUGUCCAAUGCACUGUGGAAUCAGCAGCUGGAAGAAUUCCUCCUCACCUCUUGUCAUGCCAUCUAUGUAAAAAUUAGACGUUUGCUUUUAUAUAUUUAAUCUAGGUGGACAGUAUAUUAUUGUCAGCCUCUUUGUGGAACAUUGGAACAAUUGCAAUGUCUGUGUCGCUACAUCGCGCUUUAGAAGGAGCAUUAGCUUUGGCUGACUGAUAUUUUUUUUUUCUUCAAAGGUUUUAGUAAAAGACCAUGGACAGAGUUUUUAUAAACUUGGCAACUAAUUCCCAAAGCCUGGAUCUGAAAUCUUGCUGCACGAAAUGCUCAGCGGCCUCCACGUGCUGCGGCCUCCACGUGCUGCAGCCUCCAUGUGUUUAUUCCGCUGCCUUGAUCCAGGGGAAUGAAUUUUUGUAGGAUUUACCUUUUUCAAACUCCAAAGGACUAAAAGAUGUGACUGGUUUAUAAAAACUCUGCUUGAAUUGACUAAUCCUGCCCCGGCAGCAGGGCCUGGACAUCCUGCGGGAUCCCAUCCUCCCCAGCAAAAGUCUCUAAUGCCCUUUCUUAACACCUGUAAAUAGAGAAGAAACAGAUUUACUGAUACUCAAAAGUUGUGUUUAAUGCCGAGUAUUUUUCAGACGUUCCUUUAGUUCGAUGCAGGUUGUUCUUUGGGUUUUGUUUUCCUGCCUGAAGUGUCAAAAAAGACCUAAAAAAAGCCAAAAUUCUAUUUUAACCUGACGACGUCGAGCACUUUUUUAUUUGUAUAUGUGUGUGUAUGUGUGUUUGAGCACUGAUCUCUAGAUGGUGGCAUCUCCGUGUCGUGAUUUCAUUGCCAAUGUCCAAGGUUCUGGUGUUGCCCAUUCAUUUCUGGAGACAGAAUUCAACCAAAUAAAGUGCUUCCAUUUGAAAGCGAAUAUUGACCUUGUAACAGUGAAAGGAAAGUCAUCCACGUAUUUAAAUAAACAUUUAAUUCCAGAAA
Strigops habroptila (Kakapo) is the source of this 5487-nucleotide messenger RNA. It is a transcript of the gene FNBP1, whose product is annotated as formin binding protein 1. Gene Ontology annotation, biological process: signal transduction; endocytosis. The record is from RefSeq and is a predicted model, not a curated record. Gene Ontology annotation, molecular function: protein binding. The transcript is spliced from 17 exons. The coding region runs from base 544 to 2397 and encodes 617 amino acids. NCBI's taxonomy places the organism in Eukaryota, Metazoa, Chordata, Aves, Psittaciformes, Psittacidae.